This is a messenger RNA of Dentiscutata erythropus, 915 nucleotides long. The record is from the annotation of a GenBank genome assembly. NCBI's taxonomy places the organism in Eukaryota, Fungi, Glomeromycota, Glomeromycetes, Diversisporales, Gigasporaceae.
AUGGCCGACGAAUCCGCUACCCGCGAUGAAUCUGUGGCUGUAACUGCCUCUGAAACUGUUGAAGAUAACUCAGAAGUUGCCGUCACUACUAAGGAGGAAAAAAAUCAAGAAGAAGAACCUGGUUAUAAAGUUUUUGUUGGAAAUUUGGCUUUCCAAACCAGUGAACAACAGUUAGCCGACUUUUUUAAUAAAACCGCCAAUAUCAUUACUCGCGGUACUCGUUCUCUUGGUUAUGGUUUCGUUGCUCUUGAAACCGAGGAAGACGCGAACAAAGUCGUUGAAGAACUCAAUAAGAAAGAAUUGGAUGGCCGUCAAAUCAAUGUAGAAGUUGCCAAACCUAAAGAAAAUACCGCACCUACCUCUAAUCCUGGUCAAUCCUACCGUGGUGGCCCACGUCGUGGACGCGGGAGAUUUAUCCGUGGUAGGGGUAGAGGACGUGGUAGGGGUCGUGGUCGGGGCAGAGGUCGCGGUCGUCGUCGAUUCAAUCGUAGUGGUGAUGAUGGUCCCAAUUCUGAUGCCAAUGAUUCUACUGCAAUUGUCCCUUCUGAUGGCCCAACUGCAAAUGCUGGAGCUGCUAAAACUGGUGAACCGUCCAAAACAAUUAUAUUUGUUGCCAAUCUACCCUUCUCCAUUAAUGAUGAAGGCUUGAAAGAAAUUUUUAAAGAUUAUAACGUUACCAGUGCUCAUGUUGUUCGCCGUCGUCAUGGGCGUUCAAAGGGCUUUGGAUUCGUCACAUUUGCUGACGAAGAAGAACAAAAGAAAGCCUUAGAAGGGUUAAAAACCGUCACGUCCGAAGGUAGAGAGUUGGUCAUUAAAGUCGCAUUGAGUGAUCAACAUAUUCAAUCUGGUGAUGAUGCUGAGAAGACGGAAGCGCCUGCUGCUUCCUCUGAUGAGAAGAAAGAAACUGCCGCUUAA